This is a messenger RNA of Drosophila serrata, 2202 nucleotides long. It is a transcript of the gene Nep6, whose product is annotated as Neprilysin 6. Gene Ontology annotation, molecular function: metalloendopeptidase activity. NCBI's taxonomy places the organism in Eukaryota, Metazoa, Arthropoda, Insecta, Diptera, Drosophilidae. Gene Ontology annotation, biological process: protein processing. Gene Ontology annotation, cellular component: plasma membrane. The record is from RefSeq and is a predicted model, not a curated record.
AGCGAUUUCCAGUCAUUCAUUCAGUAAACAAAAAGCGGUGCUGGCGGAAUGGAGCUUCACAAUGCAAGGAUCACAAUUGGAAUUAUCCCGCUGCUCCUUGUGGCACUAUUGGUGAUUCCUGUGCAUUCGCAGGACUGUCAGCAGGAGAAUGAUAUGGAUACGGAUGAGCCACCCUGUGAGAAUUUCUAUCAACAUGCCUGUGGCAAUUGGUAUGCAAAUAUUUUCCAACGCAAUUUGGGGGCACACGAUAUGCACUCCAAGUGGAGUGCCAAUCUAAAGUUGAAACUGAUUCAUCAUUUUGAAAAUGUGGACACUACACCGCUGUCGAAUUACUAUAGAAGUUGCCUGUCUGCUGGUCAAACUCUACGUUCCUAUACCGAGGCAAUGGAACGAAGUGGUGCCAUCUUUCCAGUGCUGGAGAAGAACUCUACAUCAUCAUCAACGUUUGAUUGGAUCCUGGCCAAUGCUGCCCUGCGACAAUACGGUGCCCAGGGAUUAUGGCGUCUACUUGUCCAGGACAACUGGCAGUCGGCGGAGCAAAGGAUCUUCUACCUGCUGCCACCGCGCUUCGAUCUCCUGGGUGAGGACACAAUGAGUGAGUUCCUGUACCAAAGAUAUCUCAAAAUUCUGCUUAUUGAGUUGGGAUUGCGAGUGCGAAGGGCAGCUCUCCUGGCCGAACGUCUGGUGGAAUUUGAGCAGAGUCUACGGCAUCUCUUACCCAAAAAUGUAGAGCAAACAUUGGUGCUUCGAGAGCCUCAAGCUUUGAGGGAAUGGGAUCAGCAAUUGCCGCAUCUUCAACUUAAGCGUUACUUUGGAAUCCUGCUCGAAGGCUUAGACUGGGAUCCCUCAACUCUGCUAAUUGUGGCCGAUAUGGAUUAUUUGCAGGGUCUACAAAGGAUUCUAAGAACUAAUCCCCCCAACGAACUGAAUCCAUUGAUACUCUCCACUUGGCUACUACUCCAAUUGCCGGCACACUUUGAAUUGAGAAUGCAUGACGAUGAGAAUUUGAGCUCACAGCGAGAUCAUUGUCUCAAUCAAUUGCGUCUCCUAAUGCCCGCUGCCCUGGGACGAUUGCAAAUGGAGUUAGUUUUGGGUGCAAAUUAUAGAGAGGAAUAUGAUACAGCUGUUCAGCAAGUGGCCUUGCUCUUUAGGGAUCUCAAGCUGCAAUUUGAGGCAGCUUUGAAUGCCACAAAGGUCUUUGAACAGGAUCAAAAUACACGGCAAUUGGCCAGGGAGAAGUUAAGAGCGAUGCGAUUAAUCACUCCCAGAUUGCAGGAGGCACAAGGAUAUGCAGUGGGCUCAGGAGCAGGAUCAGGAGCAGGAUCAGGAGCAGUAUCUAGUUGGGAUGUCACCCUAAUGCAAUUGUCCCUCAACCAGGCACGCCUGGAAUUCCGUCAGGUCUUUGGUGAACCAGUGACCGCUGCUCCUGCGGAUCCUUUGGCCGUGAAUGCCUACUAUCGCCUCAAAUUGAAUCGCAUUGAAUUGCCGCUGGGACUUAUGGCCACCUCUCUGCUACAGCAGCAGGAGCAGCAGAAAUGCGACAAGGACCUGGAUUCCCAGGCUCGUUUCUCCGCCGGAUUGGGCUAUAUUAUUGCCCACGAGAUGGUGCAUGCCUUUGACUAUGAUGGCAUUAGCUAUGAUGCCGCCGGACAAUUGGCCAAUGGCCAGUGGCCGGCCAGAGCCAUCAUCAAGUUUGGCUUGAAGGCCAUAUGUUACCUGGGCAAUCGUUAUAGCAAUGCCACAUUGACGGUCAAUGAGAAUAUAGCGGAUAGUGAGGGACUCCGACUGGCCCUGGACAUGUAUCUGGCCAGGAGGCGGAAUGGUUCGAAUGGCGGAGAGGAGCAUCUCAGGAGCUUCUUUGUGGCCUUUGCCCAAAACUGGUGUGGAGUGGCGGCCACAGGAACAGGGACAGGAACAGAGACGAAGACUCCGCAGCAACUGCAGCACGCAGGACAUGCGGAGAGAGUCAACAAUGUCCUGGGCAAUAUGCCAGAGUUUGUUGAGGCUUUUCACUGCAAGGCAGGGAGUCGAAUGAAUCCCGCCGACAAGUGUCGCAUUUGGUGAUCAUUCUUGUUAUUUAAAUAAUUGUUUCUAAAUAAAUUGUGAAAAAUUAUAGUAAAAAAUUUAGGAAAUUUCACCAAAAUUUCCGGGAUAUUUAAUGAUCUUCUAUAAACUCUAGAAUAAAUACUACACUAUCUUUAA